Dipodomys ordii (Ord's kangaroo rat) is the source of this 5460-nucleotide messenger RNA. Its product is annotated as sodium channel protein type 2 subunit alpha. The record is from RefSeq and is a predicted model, not a curated record. The coding region runs from base 298 to 5460 and encodes 1720 amino acids. Gene Ontology annotation, biological process: membrane depolarization during action potential; sodium ion transmembrane transport; neuronal action potential. The transcript has 28 exons. Gene Ontology annotation, molecular function: voltage-gated sodium channel activity. Gene Ontology annotation, cellular component: axon; plasma membrane; voltage-gated sodium channel complex. NCBI's taxonomy places the organism in Eukaryota, Metazoa, Chordata, Mammalia, Rodentia, Heteromyidae.
AUGCUGUUUUCUAACAGACAGUGGGUUCCAUCGAGUGAGUGUCAGAACAGAAAGCUAAGGCAGAAGCAGAAAGGAUGCUGUGAUCGUCCUUUAUUGGUUUUUUUUGUUUCUUUCUUUAGUUGGGAGUGAACACAUGUGAAAUUUUACUUCCUGCUCUAGUCAAAAUUCUACAGAACUGCACUGAAGACAUCAUAUUCAACACACCCAUGGAUUCUGUGUUAUGAUUUAGAGUUCCCUUUAUUUCAGCACUUUCUUAUGCGAGGAGCUAAACAGUGACUAAAGGAGCAGGAUGAAAAGAUGGCACAAUCAGUGCUGGUACCGCCAGGACCUGACAGCUUCCGCUUCUUUACCAGGGAAUCUCUUGCUGCUAUUGAACAACGCAUUGCAGAAGAGAAAGCUAAGAGACCCAAGCAGGAACGUAAGGAUGAAGAUGAUGAAAAUGGCCCAAAGCCAAAUAGUGACUUGGAAGCAGGAAAAUCCCUUCCAUUUAUUUAUGGAGAUGUUCCUCCAGAGAUGGUGUCAGAGCCCCUGGAGGACCUGGACCCAUUCUAUAUCAAUAAGAAAACAUUUAUAGUAUUGAAUAAAGGAAAAGCAAUCUCGCGAUUCAGUGCCACUUCUGCCCUGUACAUUUUAACUCCCUUCAACCCUAUUAGAAAAUUAGCUAUUAAGAUUUUGGUACAUUCUUUAUUCAAUGUGCUUAUUAUGUGCACAAUUCUUACCAACUGUGUAUUUAUGACAAUGAGUAACCCUCCAGACUGGACAAAGAAUGUGGAGUACACCUUUACAGGAAUUUAUACAUUUGAAUCACUUAUUAAAAUACUUGCAAGAGGUUUUUGUUUAGAAGAUUUCACAUUUUUACGGGAUCCAUGGAAUUGGUUGGAUUUCACAGUCAUCACGUUUGCAUAUGUGACAGAGUUUGUGGACCUGGGCAAUGUCUCAGCGUUGAGAACGUUCAGAGUUCUCCGGGCAUUGAAAACAAUUUCAGUCAUUCCAGGCCUGAAGACCAUUGUGGGCGCCCUCAUCCAGUCGGUGAAGAAGCUCUCCGACGUCAUGAUCCUCACUGUGUUCUGUCUGAGUGUGUUUGCUCUCAUUGGGCUGCAGCUGUUCAUGGGCAACCUGAGGAAUAAAUGUUUGCAAUGGCCCCCAGACAAUUCUUCCUUUGAACUAAACAUCACUUCCUUCUUUAAUAACUCAUUGGAUGGAAAUGGUACUACAUUCAAUAGGACUGUGAGCAUGUUUAACUGGGAUGAAUACAUAGAGGAUAAAAGUCACUUUUAUUUUUUGGAAGGGCAAAAUGAUGCUCUGCUUUGUGGUAACAGCUCAGAUGCAGGCCAGUGUCCAGAAGGGUACAUCUGUGUCAAGGCCGGUCGAAAUCCCAACUAUGGCUACACAAGCUUUGACACAUUUAGCUGGGCCUUCUUGUCCUUGUUUCGUCUCAUGACUCAAGACUUCUGGGAAAACCUCUAUCAACUGACACUGCGCGCUGCUGGGAAAACAUACAUGAUAUUUUUUGUGCUAGUCAUUUUCUUGGGCUCAUUCUACCUUAUAAAUUUGAUUCUGGCUGUGGUAGCUAUGGCUUAUGAAGAGCAGAAUCAAGCUACACUGGAAGAGGCAGAACAGAAAGAGGCAGAAUUUCAGCAGAUGCUUGAACAGCUUAAAAAGCAGCAGGAAGAAGCUCAGGCAGCAGCAGCUGCAGCAUCUGCUGAAUCUAGAGAUUUCAGCGGAGCUGGUGGAAUAGGAGUUUUCUCCGAGAGCUCCUCCGUAGCAUCCAAGUUGAGCUCCAAGAGUGAAAAAGAGCUGAAAAACAGAAGAAAGAAGAAGAAGCAAAAAGAACAGUCUGGAGAAGAAGAGAAGGAAGAGGUAGUCCGAAAAUCAGAAUCUGAAGACAGCAUAAGAAGAAAAGGAUUCCGGUUUUCCUUAGAAGGAAGCAGAUUGACCUAUGAGAAGAGAUUUUCUUCUCCACACCAGUCUUUAUUGAGCAUUCGAGGCUCCCUUUUCUCUCCAAGACGCAACAGUAGAGCGAGCCUUUUCAGCUUCAGAGGUCGAACCAAGGACAUUGGUUCUGAGAACGACUUUGCCGAUGAUGAGCACAGCACCUUUGAGGACAAUGACAGUCGAAGAGACUCGCUAUUUGUGCCGCACAAACAUGGCGAACGGCGGCACAGCAACGUGAGCCAGGCCAGCCGAGCUUCCAGGGUCCUUCCCAUUCUGCCCAUGAACGGGAAGAUGCACAGCGCCGUGGACUGCAAUGGAGUGGUCUCCCUUGUCGGGGGUCCCUCUGCACUCACUUCUCCUGUUGGGCAGCUCCUGCCAGAGGGUACAACUACUGAAACGGAGUUAAGAAAGAGACGAUCUAGUUCUUACCAUGUUUCCAUGGAUUUGCUGGAAGACCCGACAUCAAGGCAAAGAGCAAUGAGUAUAGCCAGCAUUUUGACAAACACCAUGGAAGAACUUGAAGAAUCCAGACAGAAAUGCCCACCUUGCUGGUACAAGUUUGCUAACAUGUGCUUAAUCUGGGACUGCUGUAAACCAUGGUUGAAAGUGAAGCAUAUCGUCAACCUGGUUGUGAUGGACCCAUUUGUGGACCUGGCCAUCACCAUCUGCAUUGUCUUGAAUACACUCUUCAUGGCCAUGGAGCACUACCCAAUGACGGAGCACUUUAGCAAUGUGCUGUCUGUUGGAAAUCUGGUCUUCACUGGGAUCUUCACAGCAGAAAUGGUCCUCAAGAUCAUUGCUAUGGAUCCAUAUUAUUACUUUCAAGAAGGCUGGAACAUAUUUGAUGGCUUUAUUGUGAGCCUUAGCUUAAUGGAACUUGGCUUGGCAAAUGUGGAAGGAUUAUCAGUUCUGCGAUCAUUCCGGCUGCUUAGAGUCUUCAAAUUGGCAAAAUCGUGGCCCACGCUGAACAUGCUAAUAAAGAUCAUCGGCAACUCCGUGGGGGCGCUGGGAAACCUCACCUUGGUGUUGGCCAUCAUCGUCUUCAUCUUUGCUGUGGUCGGCAUGCAGCUCUUCGGUAAGAGCUACAAAGAAUGCGUCUGCAAGAUUGCCAAUGAUUGUAAACUCCCUCGCUGGCACAUGAACGACUUCUUCCACUCCUUCCUCAUCGUGUUCCGCGUGCUGUGUGGAGAGUGGAUAGAAACCAUGUGGGACUGCAUGGAGGUGGCUGGCCAGACCAUGUGCCUUACCGUCUUCAUGAUGGUCAUGGUGAUUGGAAACCUCGUGGUUCUCAACCUCUUUCUAGCCUUGCUGCUGAGUUCCUUCAGUUCUGACAACCUUGCUGCCACUGAUGAUGAUAAUGAAAUGAAUAACCUCCAGAUUGCUGUGGGAAGGAUGCAGAAAGGAAUUGAUUUUGUGAAGAGAAAAAUACGUGAAUUUAUUCAGAAGGCAUUUGUGAGAAAGCAGAAAGCAUUAGAUGAGAUUAAACCUCUUGAGGAUCUAAAUAACAAAAAAGACAGUUGUAUUUCCAACCACACUACCAUAGAAAUAAGCAAAGACCUCAACUGUCUCAAAGAUGGAAAUGGAACCACCAGCGGCAUAGGCAGCAGUGUAGAAAAGUAUGUUGUUGAUGAAAGUGACUACAUGUCGUUCAUAAACAACCCCAGCCUCACGGUGACGGUGCCCAUUGCUGUAGGAGAGUCUGACUUUGAAAAUUUAAACACCGAAGAGUUCAGCAGUGAGUCAGAUAUGGAGGAAAGCAAAGAGAAACUAAAUGCAACUAGUUCAUCUGAAGGCAGCACAGUUGAUAUAGGGGCUCCCGCUGAGGGAGAGCAACCUGAGGUUGAACCAGAAGAAUCUCUCGAACCUGAGGCCUGUUUUACAGAAGACUGUGUACGGAAGUUCAAGUGCUGUCAGAUAAGCAUAGAAGAAGGCAAAGGGAAGCUCUGGUGGAAUCUGAGGAAAACGUGCUACAAGAUAGUAGAGCACAAUUGGUUUGAAACUUUCAUUGUCUUCAUGAUUCUGCUCAGUAGUGGAGCUCUGGCCUUUGAAGAUAUUUAUAUUGAACAGCGCAAAACCAUCAAGACCAUGUUAGAAUAUGCCGACAAAGUUUUCACUUAUAUCUUCAUCUUGGAAAUGCUUCUAAAGUGGGUUGCAUAUGGUUUUCAAAUGUAUUUUACAAAUGCCUGGUGCUGGCUGGAUUUCCUAAUUGUGGAUGUUUCAUUGGUCAGCUUAACUGCAAAUGCCUUGGGCUACUCAGAACUUGGUGCCAUCAAAUCGCUCAGGACACUAAGAGCGCUGAGACCACUGAGAGCUUUAUCCCGGUUUGAAGGAAUGAGGGUGGUUGUAAACGCUCUUUUGGGAGCCAUUCCAUCCAUAAUGAAUGUCCUUCUGGUCUGCCUGAUCUUUUGGCUAAUAUUCAGUAUCAUGGGAGUGAAUCUCUUUGCUGGCAAGUUUUAUCAUUGCAUUAAUUAUACCACUGGAGAGAUGUUUGAUGUAAGUGUGGUCAACAACUACAGUGAAUGUAAAGCACUCAUAGACAGCAAUCAAACUGCCAGGUGGAAAAACGUCAAAGUAAACUUUGAUAACGUUGGACUUGGAUAUCUUUCUCUGCUUCAAGUAGCCACUUUUAAGGGAUGGAUGGAUAUUAUGUAUGCAGCUGUUGACUCUCGAAAUGUAGAAUUACAACCCAAAUAUGAAGACAAUUUGUACAUGUAUCUUUAUUUUGUCAUCUUUAUUAUUUUUGGUUCAUUCUUUACUUUGAAUCUUUUUAUUGGUGUCAUCAUAGAUAACUUCAACCAACAAAAAAAGAAGUUUGGAGGUCAAGACAUUUUUAUGACAGAAGAACAGAAGAAAUACUACAAUGCAAUGAAAAAACUGGGUUCAAAAAAACCACAAAAACCCAUUCCUCGGCCUGCUAACAAAUUCCAAGGAAUGGUCUUUGAUUUUGUAACCAAACAAGUCUUCGAUAUCAGCAUCAUGAUCCUCAUCUGCCUCAACAUGGUCACCAUGAUGGUGGAGACAGAUGACCAGAGUCAAGAAAUGACCAACAUCCUAUACUGGAUUAACCUGGUAUUCAUUGUUCUGUUCACUGGAGAGUGUGUGUUGAAACUCAUAUCCCUGCGGUAUUAUUACUUCACCAUCGGAUGGAAUAUUUUUGAUUUUGUGGUGGUCAUUCUCUCCAUUAUGGGGAAUGUCUUACUGACAUUGAUAGCAGAAUGGUUCUUUCAGAUGCUGAGGACCUCUAUGGGAGGGAAGGAGGGGAGAGCCUGUGAUGAUGAUGUAUUUGUGUCAACAGGACUCCCACAGGAGGUCUAUGCCAAACUGACUGUUUUUACAAAUGUAUACUUAAGGUCAGUGCCUAUAACAAGACAGGGACCCCUGGUCAGAAACUGGAACUCAAGAAACCAGAGAAGCAGCACCAGUAGGAGGUUUCUGUUUGCGGAACCAGCUGAAGCUGCUGGAGAGCAGAGAGGAGUGGCUACUCAGAAUACAGGAGCCAGUGGAAAGGCGGGGGAGGGAAGUUAA